Molecule: messenger RNA, 525 nt
Organism: Drosophila takahashii
Lineage: Eukaryota; Metazoa; Arthropoda; Insecta; Diptera; Drosophilidae
Source: RefSeq, a predicted model, not a curated record
AUGGAUUAUAAGUUAAUAAUUAUUGGGGUCUCGCUGUCGGUCGCUUUGCUAUUUUGCAGUGGAACGCCCUCUGUAAAAAUGACAAAUGCAGUCUGUCGCUCGUAUAACACGUCGUGGGUCGCAAUUCAUUACUGUCGCCUGAAGGCCUAUUCGCGAAACAAGACUAGCCUGAAUAUAAAUGCCACAUUUAUAGAGCCAGCCAAUAAGGUAAACCUUCAUAUGAAGAUGAUGAAAAAGGCCAGUGGCUACAAGCCGUUUCUAUUCGAUUAUAACUUCGAUGCCUGCGAAUUUAUGAGGAGACGAAACCAGCCCUUCGCCAAGAUCAUCUGGAAUAUGAUCAAGGAUGUGUCCACGAUCAACCACACUUGCCCUUAUAUGGGCUUGCAAUCACUAACUGAUUUCUACCUUAUUGAAUUUCCCCUUCCUCUACCUUCCGGAGAAUACUUGCUUUUAUUAGACUGGCUCUUUGAUGGGAAGCCGCAGUUCGCUACAAAUGUUUAUUUCACACUUGUCGAGGAUUUUUAA